AUUUAACAUCAUAUGGCCAUUUAUUAUAUUAUUUUAAAAGAUUAAGUAGAGCGCAUUCAUAAGUCUUGAGAUUCCUAGCCGGUGUUGAGAGGUCUUUCUUCCCGGCUUCUUUCUUCAGUUUUGCAUGCUGAUGACAUUUUCAUCUUGAAGAUACUUUAUUUGAUAAAAAUAUGUUACCGUCUUUUCAACAUUUAAUCAUGCAAGGGGAAAAUCUGCCUGCUCCUCCUAGCAAUAAUGGAAAUUCCCAUACGAAUAUAAGUGCACCAUUACCAUCUGAUAUCAACCCAACUGAAAGCAAUAUGUCAAUGAAUACUGACCAAGAUUCAAAUCUUAUGGAGGGUGAUUUUCCACAGAAAAGAAGAGGUGGCUGGCCUAAAGGCCGAAAACGCAGGCGUGGACCACGAGAUAUGAAUGCCCCAAAGCAACCCCUAACUGGUUAUGUUCGUUAUUUGAAUGAAAAUCGUGAAAAAGUGAGAGGUGAAAACCCAGGUGCAAGUUUCUCAGAAGUUACAAAAAUUCUUGCUUGUGAUUGGAGUAAAUUAGGAUCACAUGAAAAACAAAAAUAUUUAGAAGAAGCAGAAAAGGAUAAAGAACGUUAUAUGAAAGAACUAGAACAAUACCAGCAGACUGAAGCAUAUAAAAUCUUUAAAAAGCAGCAGGAAAAGAAGAGAAAGGAAUAUGAAGAUGGAGAUGGAUCUUAUUAUACUUCUUCAACUGUUGAGCCAAUGAAUGAAACCCAUAAUGAUGGUGAAGCUCCUGGUUUUGACAUUCCAAUCUUUACAGAGGAGUUCUUGGAUCACAACAAAGCCAGGGAAGCUGAGUUGCGACAAUUAAGAAAAUCUAAUACUGAAUAUGAAGAGCAGAAUGCCAUUUUAACCAAGCAUAUAGAAAAUAUGAAGUCAGCUAUUGAGAAACUUGAAGUUGAGAAUUCACAGCAACGUAGUAAUAACAUUGCUUUGCAGCAACAUUUGGAAACCUUAAGAACUGUUCUGUUGGAGAAAUUUGCAGAUUUCCCAUUACCAGGAACAAAUGAACUACCUACUCCGGAAACUAUAGAUUCAUAUAUGAAUCAAUUGCAUAGUUUAUUGGAAAAUCCCAAUGAAAAUGAAGUUUUGAUAUCGAAAAUUCGCGAAAUUGUCAGCAAGUUAGAUUAUCCAUGAAAAAGUAGAAAUCUUAUUUGCAGUUUUGUUAUCAUUAAUGCAUCAAAUGUUAAAUGUACAUAAUCUCAUUGCUUCAUUUCUUUUCAUUAUUUUGUACUAUAUGAUUUUAUGUGCUAUUAUAAGAAAGCAAUGGUUUUCCAUUAUUAUUAUUUUGUCAUGUCUACAUUUAUAUGUCUGUAGAAUUUCAUAUUUAUUAUUUUUCUUUUGAAAAUAUUGUUUAAUUGUCGUGAUGUAAACUGUUUAAAUUAUUAAUAAAUGAGAUUUUUGAAAUGGUUAAUGAGGAAGCAAAAUUUAUUCAAAUGGUAUGUUUUCCAAAUACCAUGUAAUUUAUAGUUCUGUUUGCCAUUUCUUAGAAAGAAUAAUAAAAAGUGUUUUUAGCUUUUUUUCUCCCUAACAUUCCAGGAAAUCAAAGAAUAAAUUAUUAAAAUAAGAGUUCCUGUGUAUAUUUAAUCUUUCUGUGUAUGAGACCUUAUAUAACUUGGAAAAGAUUUGAUUUGCAACUAAUUCCUUAGAUUUACUUUCUUAAAUUAAUUCUGUGAAUUGAAAUUCAUUCUUCUAAUGAAUGUUCCAUUACAUAAUUUCACAGUACUGAAGAAAGAAAAUUUUCAAUUCAUCUUGAGUUUCUAGCAUGGCGAAAUUUGUGAGAUUAAAAUAUUACUAUUAUGUCUUAAUUAUUUAUUAAAAACAAGUUAAUAUGCUACAAUUGUUUACCUUUUUAUUCUAUAUUGCAUUGGUAUCAUUUUUUAGGUGUAUAUUAAUCUUUAUUUAAGAAUCUGUAAAACUGGGAUAAUUCUAAAAAAAAGAUAGGAGGGCAUUGAAUCUUUAUAGAGAUUUUAGAUGUCUUCAAUUAAUUCUGCAUUUUGUACUUAAACUUUUUUUCACUAAAUGAAGUAUUCAUUUUGCAUUUGCAUGUGACUUUUAUCAUUUCCAACUUUUUAUAAUGUAAAUACUGUAUUCAUUAUGAAAAUAAUCAACUGUUUUAUUAAUGUGCAUUUUUCUUCAUUUCACUAUAUUGUUGAGUCUUGUCCAAUAUUUAAAUGACAGUAUUCAAAUUUUGCUUUAGGCUUACAUGCAAACCUUGUUUUUUUUAUGUUAAUAUAAUGU
Molecule: messenger RNA, 2264 nt
Organism: Argiope bruennichi
Lineage: Eukaryota; Metazoa; Arthropoda; Arachnida; Araneae; Araneidae
Product: high mobility group protein 20A-like
Exons: 9
Coding region: 171-1160 (329 amino acids)
Biological process (GO): regulation of gene expression
Cellular component (GO): nucleus
Source: RefSeq, a predicted model, not a curated record